AUGCAUUCUGAUGAUCAAUCACAUAAUAAUGUAUCAAAUGGAUCUUCAUCUACAUCCUCAAUAACAUCUUCAUCAUCAUCAUGUCAUAUAAAGAAGAAAAGAGUUGGAAAAGCUUGUGAUUCAUGUAGAAUUAAAAAAACAAAAUGUGAUGGUAAAAAACCAUGUAAUCGUUGUUUAAUUGAUAAUAAAAUUUGUGUUUUCACUGAAAAGAAAAAAAUGAAAGAAAAAACUCAUCCUCAAGGUUAUAUUGAAUUAUUAGAAACAAGAUUAGAUAUAUUAAGUAAACUGUUUGAAAAAUUAAUUGAAUUAUCAAGACCUUAUUUACCAGUUAUUGAUAAUAUUAUUAAAGAUCAACAAAUACCAUUUGAAGAUGAUGAAGAUUCUUCUGGUGAAGAUGAAGUUAAAAAUUAUGAUGUUAUUCCUAUAAAUAAAGUUGUUGGAUAUUUAAUUGACGAAAAAGGUUUAUUGAAUAAUUUACCAGUUGAAUGGGAAGAAGGUGCAAUAAUUGCUUCAAGAUAUAAUAAUAAAAAUAAAUCAAAUUCUUCAAAAUUAUUUGCAAAUCAUAAAAUUGAAAAUUUAAAUAACAACAAUAUUUCAACAAAUUUAAAAUUAGAUUUUUCAAAUUCUUCUUCAAAUUCAACAAAAGUUAAAAAAAUUAAAGAAGAAUCAAUAUCACCAAUUGAUCAAUCAAGUUUUUUAAAUAAUUUUAAUAGUGUUCCUUUUAAUAAUUUACAAAGAUCAAAUAGUGGAAUAUAUCCAUCUAAUUCAAAUGAAAUUAUAUCAUCAGAUGCUGAAAGUGAUACAUCAAAUAGAAAUCCAGAUUCAAUAUCACCACCUUUUAUACUUGAAUCACAAGAUUCUCAUCAAUUUCAUGGAUCUUUAGGUCAUGUUCCAACUGCUGUUUCAUUAUUUUCAAACAAUGGUGGUACUUCUAUCAGUAAAAAUUCAUCAAUGACUUCAUUAAGUAAUAGAUAUGAAAAUUAUUCAAUCUCAAAUCAACAACAACCACCAAAUUCAACAAAUACAACUAAUUCUCCACCUUUAUCAACUUUCACUUAUAGUCCAAAAUCUUUAUCAGCAAUACGUAGAUCGUCUUCAACUUCAUUAUCUCAUGGUCAAUUAAAAGCAUUAAAAAAUUUAAAUAAUAAUCAUAAUGAUCAUCAUAUUCAUAAACCACCUCAUAUAAGUCAUAAUAGAAUAAAUUCAAUGGAAUUUAAGAAAAGACAUAAUAGUAAUGAAGAAUUAUUAUCUUUAAAUAAUAAUGAUAAUAAUAAUAAUACAUCAUUAGCUGGGCCUAUGAAUGAAGUAUCAACUACAACUACUACUACGGAUUUCAAUGUAUUAAAUCAAUUUGAAAAUGAUGAUCAAUCUAUAUUAUUAAAUAAUGGACCCAUCAAUCAAUAUUCGAUGGAAAAUUAUAAUAAUAAUGAAGAAUUAAAAUCAAAUUUGAAUAAUGAAUUUCCUUUAAAUAAUACAAAUAGUAAUUUUGAUGUAUUAGUUGGUGGAUAUGAUCCAUUUAUUAAUAAUGGUUCAUUUAUGGAAAGAUUUUAG
Molecule: messenger RNA, 1551 nt
Organism: Lodderomyces pseudojiufengensis
Lineage: Eukaryota; Fungi; Ascomycota; Pichiomycetes; Serinales; Debaryomycetaceae
Gene: FCR1
Product: Fcr1p
Exons: 1
Coding region: 1-1551 (516 amino acids)
Biological process (GO): regulation of DNA-templated transcription
Molecular function (GO): zinc ion binding; DNA-binding transcription factor activity, RNA polymerase II-specific
Source: RefSeq, a predicted model, not a curated record